UCAUCCUUUUGUCGUCACCCCUUCCUCGUUUUCUUUUUUUUAUCUGGCCCCUUUUUGUUCUGGAACGUCGCAUCUUGCCUGGGGUCGACAGCGGAGUGGGGAUCGGAUUACUGCUCGGCCGCACCGCACUUCUUCUCCCGCCAUCCAUCGUCCCGCCCGUCCUUUUUCACCACCAUGUGUUCCGACCGCUCUCCUCCCCAGGACUCCAGCUUCAUCGAGGCCGAUAGCUUCAGCGACAAUGACUCCACCUAUCCCGGCUCCCUGGGCGAUGCCAGCUACACCACCAGCAUCACUUCUAGUGCCAUGAAUUAUGCGUAUGCUAACGGUCGCAGAUACCAUUCCUACCACGAGGGCGAAUACAUCCUGCCCAACGAUGAACAAGAACAAGACCGUCUCGACCUGAGCCACCACAUUUAUCGCAUGCUCUUCAAGGGAGAGCUGUGUCGAGCGCCAAUCCAGAACCCCGCCCGCGUCUUGGACAUUGGAACCGGAACGGGCAUCUGGGCCAUUGACUUUGCUGACGAACACCCCGAGUCCGAAGUGAUCGGCAACGACCUCAGUCCCAUUCAACCAUCAUGGAUCCCGCCGAAUUGCCGAUUCGAGGUCGAUGAUUUCGAGCAACCGUGGUCCUACAGCAAGCCGUUCGAUUAUAUUCACGGUCGGGAAUUGGAGGGAUGCAUUCGCGACGUCGACAACCUCUUCCGCCAGGCGUUGGAGAACCUGAAGCCUAAGGGAUGGAUGGAGAUUGCGUCAAUGGAGGUCAACACAUACUCGGACGAUGACACACACUUGAAGGCGAAGACGCUGCUGGAGGGCAUUGUAUAUAUGCACGACUCCGCCCGGGAGUAUGGGAAGGACCUGGCCAGCGUGCACUCAUGGAAGGAUAAGAUGGAAAAGGCGGGUUUCGUCAAUGUCCGAGAGGAAAUCUUCAAGCUCCCACAAAGUCCUUGGCCGAAGGAUCCUAAGAUGAAAGACCUUGGUCGGUACCACCAGGUUAACAUGUUCGAGGCAUUGGGACCAUACUGCUAUGCGCUGUUCACACGGGUGAUGGGCUGGCAACGACCGGAGAUUGAGGUGUUUGUGGCAGGCAUGAAGCAGGAGCUGCGCGAUUUGAAUUUGCAUUUGUAUACCAAGGUGCAUAUAGUGUACGGGCAGAAGCCAGAAUAACGUCAGCACUGGCUUUCAGUCAUGUGAUGAUUGCUGUUAUGCCUAAUAAUGUUAUGAUGAACAUGUGCUGCUCCAGACUUGCCACCAAUAUUGGGUGGUCUGAAUCCAUCCC
Molecule: messenger RNA, 1279 nt
Organism: Aspergillus ibericus CBS 121593
Lineage: Eukaryota; Fungi; Ascomycota; Eurotiomycetes; Eurotiales; Aspergillaceae
Product: class I SAM-dependent methyltransferase
Exons: 11
Coding region: 175-1167 (330 amino acids)
Molecular function (GO): methyltransferase activity
Source: RefSeq, a predicted model, not a curated record